Hibiscus syriacus is the source of this 703-nucleotide messenger RNA. RefSeq names its product probable calcium-binding protein CML41. Gene Ontology annotation, molecular function: calcium ion binding. Bases 46 to 612 code for a protein of 188 amino acids. The record is from RefSeq and is a predicted model, not a curated record. The transcript has a single exon. NCBI's taxonomy places the organism in Eukaryota, Viridiplantae, Streptophyta, Magnoliopsida, Malvales, Malvaceae.
CUUGUUUAAAUUCUGACCCCCAAACUAUUCUUUCAACCAGUUUUCAUGGAAACCGUUUGCAUCUCUAAGCCAUCUUCCAAAUGGUUCUCCAACAAGGGUUUAAGGUUAAGCCUCCCUCGCCUUCGUUCAAAACCCAAAUUCUCAAGGGCUACCACUGCACCAACACUAGCUUACAACACUAAAGAAGAAGCGCUUCUAGCGGUAUUUCGUCGGUUCGAUAGCGACGGAGACGGCAAGAUUUCGAGCGAGGAACUCACCGCAUACUUCGCAUCCAUAGGUGACAAGAUAUCAACCGAGGAGGCUCAAAGGGUUAUCGAAGAUUUUGACAACAAUGGGGACGACUCAAUGGAGUUCAUGGACUUCGUGAAGUUGAUGGAUGGGGAUAAUGAAGGUGAUGAUAUUAGAGAAGCGUUCGAGAUGUUCGAAGUCAACAAAGGCUGCGGGUGCAUCACGCCAGCGGGGUUGCAGCAGACGCUUAAUCGUUUAGGGGACGUGAAGUCGUACGAGGAGUGCGUUGGUAUGAUUCGAGUGUUUGAUCUCGAUGGCAAUGGAGUGCUCGACUUCCAUGAAUUUCAAGAAAUGAUGAAAGGUGAACCAUGUAAAAUAGUCUAGAUUCCAAGGGGUAUGUAAAUUACAUGCAUAUGUAUGUCAAUGUACUAGGCCCGAGAACCUGAUUAUGGUUAAUUAUAUUAUGUAUUUUGUG